Peromyscus leucopus (white-footed mouse) is the source of this 1042-nucleotide messenger RNA. It is a transcript of the gene Ankrd23, whose product is annotated as ankyrin repeat domain 23. Gene Ontology annotation, biological process: positive regulation of transcription by RNA polymerase II. Gene Ontology annotation, cellular component: nucleus. The record is from RefSeq and is a predicted model, not a curated record. Gene Ontology annotation, molecular function: transcription cis-regulatory region binding; protein binding. Lineage: Eukaryota; Metazoa; Chordata; Mammalia; Rodentia; Cricetidae.
AGAGCAAGGGGGGACCAUGGACUUCAUCAGCAUUCAGCAGUUGGUAAGUGGAGAAAGAGCUAAUAGGAAAGUGUUGGAGUUUGGACAUGGAGUGCCUGAUCCUGGAGGCUGGCCUAGUGACUGGAGGCUGGGACCCCAAGAGGCCGUGGCCCGGGAGAAAUUGAAGUUGGAGGAAGAGAAGAAGAAGAAACUGGAAAGAUUUAACAGCUCCAGACUGACUCUGGACAACAUGAGAGACUUGGAAAACUUGAUUCAAAGACGAAGAAAAAAGCGACUGAGACACAAAGUCCCCCCAGGGAAGCUGAGCCCCUUAUCUCAGCAGCAGCCCCAGGUCCCACUGGAGCCUGUGGACCUGGAAAUGUUCCUGAAGGCAGCUGCGGAGAACCAGGAGGCCCUGAUUGACAAGUACCUGACAGACGGGGACCCUAAUGCCCAUGACAAGCUCCACCGCACAGCCUUGCACUGGGCCUGUCUGAAGGGCCACGGACAGCUGGUGAACAAGCUGCUGGCCGCAGGCGCUGCUAUCGAAGCUCGGGACUUGCUGGACAGGACACCUGUGUUCUGGGCCUGCCGUGGAGGACACCUGGACAUCCUCAAACUGCUGCUUAACCGGGGAGCUCAGGUCAAUGCACAGGACAAGAUCUGGAGCACCCCUCUCCAUGUAGCAGUGCGCACGGGCCACUCUGACUGCCUGGAGCAUCUCAUCGAGUGUGGCGCCCACAUCAAUGCGCAGGACAAGGAAGGGGACACAGCACUCCACGAGGCUGUGCGCUACGGGCACCACAAAGCUACGAAGCUGCUGCUGCUCUAUGGAGCCAAGCUGGGCGUGAAGAAUGUGGCCUCUCUGACACCAGUGCAGCUGGCCCGAGACUGGCAGCGGGGUAUCCGGGAAGCACUUCAGGCCCAUGUGGGGCACCCCCGGACCCGGUGCUGAUGACUGAAACCUGCGGGUCACUCACAGCCGCCAUUCCACACCCACUCUCCCACCCAUCCACCUCGAAGUGGUUCUCUGCCCCAGCCCCAAUUCUUCUCUGGCUUUGCU